CACCACUCGAAACCCGAAGAGAACGACCUGUAUCCCCAUCCAGGGGGGUAAAUCUGCCAGUGGGGCCCAGGCCACGCCGCUGGGGAUUGGGAUCGGUUCAGCGAUACGCAGAGAAUGCUCAGACGCUGCGCACCGCUACGCCGCGUUCUCGUCAUCGCCCGCCCUCCCGCCCGCGCGCGCCCAAGAGGACAUCGGCCUCGCCCUGGCGUGCCGCCACCUGUGCCCCGACCACAGUGCCCCCCCCGCAGGUGACCUCCGCCUCCGGCGCCCGCUUUGCGGCCGAGAAGCUGGGCGUCGCCCGGGUGGUGCUCGGGCGCGAGCUGAGCGUGAAGGAGAUGGCGCAGGUCUCGACCGGCGCGCCCGGCGUGCAGCUGGAGGCCUUCGUGCACGGGGCGCUGUGCGUGUCGUACAGCGGCCAGUGCUUCUCCUCGGAGGCGUGGGGCGGCCGCUCCGCCAACCGCGGGCAGUGCGCGCAGGCGCCGGGGCGGCGCCUUGAUCAAGGACGGAGACAUGAUCGACCUCGGGGACAACGCCAAAUACCUGCUAUCACCGCAG
Molecule: messenger RNA, 555 nt
Organism: Prorocentrum cordatum
Lineage: Eukaryota; Dinophyceae; Prorocentrales; Prorocentraceae
Source: the annotation of a GenBank genome assembly